AUGAAAUAUGCGAAAACCCUCAUGAUAAUCAGCAGGAGAGAAAACAUAACCAAAAAUAUAAUGUCUGAUGAGAUCUAUGAGCUACUCAUUGACGAAUUGAACAACAUGUGCCUUGGCAACCAAAGAUUAAAAGACAAGGACCAAGUAGAGAGUCAUCCACAACAAAAUCCAUUUGUUGAGAGGUCUUCUUCGCAAGAGUCGAUUGACACAUUUGUCCCAGUUGGAAGCUUAAAAGCCCAUGUGAAAGAGAAAGCCCAGGCGGUUUUUGGCUCGAUGCCUACUGUUGAGCUUAAUAGAUUAAUUACGACGAUUGUCCAGAUUAAAAACAAAUCGUUUGGGAAAAUGACAAGGUUUUGCUGCAACACAGAGCAGUUUUUUACAUUUCUAAAAACCUUUUUUGAGAAGCAAAAUCCAACAAUAAGCCCAAUAGAGAAUUUGAUUCAGAUUUUGGAGCUAGAGAAAAACAGGGAGAUUAUUGAGCCACUAGCGAUCAAGUAUUUCAAGGUUGUUUUCUACUUUCAAAAGCCCCUGUCUCCCUCAUAUUACGAACUAUCAAUUGUUUACAAUAUGAUGAAAAUUGACUUUAAAGAGGAUCAAUAUAUUAAAUCAGUCGUGAAUGUAAUACUAAGAGAGUUUAUUUUGAACCUUGUGAAGAAAUAUGUAUCAAACACCAGAGCCAAGCUUACAAAUGCCCAAGUAAAGGAGUUUUCAGGGAUAAUAGAAAUAACGAUUAACGCCUUCAAUGGUAUAAUUGUUGAAUUGGAUGUCGAGCCUGCCGAAAUUUCAAGAAUCAUAUAUGUUAUGCUAUGCUUUUACCUGAAUAGAUAUAAAUCAGAGUUUCACAAGAACUACGGGAUAAGAGAGCUGUUCUAUUGUGCAGUACGGACGGUUUAUCAGGGACACCAGUUUGCCAAGCGACUUGAAUGCUUUAUUGCGUCAAAAUUAAAGUGGAAACUAAAAACAGAAGAUCAAGAGUUUACAUGCGACAAGAUUUACCAAACACUUUUCAAACACGAAUAUAAGAAGACUGUUGGAAAAAUUAGACAUAGAAAUAUCAGCUAUAUGAAGUACUCUAAUGGAUUGAGUGGAGCUUCAAGUAAUAGCAGUUCUUCCGACGAGAACCAACGAGUUUUGAUAACAAAAAUUGUUCAAACAACUCCUAAAAUGAACAAGUCACAGGAGAAGUAUGCAUUUUCUCCGCUAAGCAGGCGAAUCGGGGAGUCCCUUCAGAGUAAGGAAAAUCUGGACAGCAAGAGAAAGCUUAAGUUUGAAGAGUAA
This is a messenger RNA of Vittaforma corneae ATCC 50505, 1278 nucleotides long. RefSeq lists its product as uncharacterized. The transcript has a single exon. The coding region runs from base 1 to 1278 and encodes 425 amino acids. NCBI's taxonomy places the organism in Eukaryota, Fungi, Microsporidia, Nosematidae. The record is from RefSeq and is a predicted model, not a curated record.